Pocillopora meandrina is the source of this 4388-nucleotide messenger RNA. NCBI's taxonomy places the organism in Eukaryota, Metazoa, Cnidaria, Anthozoa, Scleractinia, Pocilloporidae. The record is from the annotation of a GenBank genome assembly.
CUUGCUCGAUAUUCACGCUUCGAAAAAAAUGUUCGACGCUUUCCGUCACACGAAACAGAAUUUAGGCCCUCGUUUAAUGUCAAACCUCGUCAAAUGGAAAUGAACGCCAUAGAACGUUUGUUUGAAAGGUGUUUUGUUGUUCAUGGCAAGUGAAAGGAUGCACAUAAUUAAUGCGCUGGUGAGAAUGUGAUUUAAAUUAAUAGAUGCACAAUAUUUCACUUCGAUAAUUUUUUGCUGUGAUCAGAUUUAUGACCGACAGGUUUUCAUAAAUGGUUUCUAUCGUUUAAAAAUCGCAUAGGAAAUCUAAGGAGUUUAUUAAUACUCGAGUUAUGGAGGGAGGGUUAAACCCAAAGAGGCUGUAAUUCAUAAAUCAAAACAGCAAAAACACAGGCAACACUGAAACUGUCGAAGCAUGGACAACGACAAGACGUCUCGACAGAAACCCGCAUUGUCCUACAAGAAUCUUCCACAUGUGAUGAUGAAUUCAUUCCACCGGCUUCGAACAGGCUCACAGCACUUUAUUGAAGCCAUUAUUGCCAUGAUUUCAUCAAUGGUUAACUUCUUCGUCGCAAUUUUCGAGGCAAUAUCCGUCGCUUAUACACAAGUAGGCAUAAUGAUUAUGUCCAUGGUCGACUGGGUUCGACAGAUGUGUUAUUACGACUACAAACAGUCCAUGAUGUGGGUCAUAACUUUACCCAAGCGUUUUUACACAAAAUGUGAAGAGGAAACCAGAAAACAUGUUUGGACACCGAUUUCCCAAGCGUUUUCACGUAAAGUAAAUCGUAUUUCUAGAGCUUUAAAAGCGAAACUGCGAGACAGCGAAGUAUAUGUGAGGGGCUUUUGCGAACUCUGUCGAAGGCUGUUUCUUCUCACAAGCGAUUACACUCCAGGCGGAAAGUACACAGUCACAGCGGUCCUCGCGAUCAUCGCCAUAAUUUUCUUUCUCAAAAUUUUGACGGUUAUUCGAUUUUUAUUUCAACUUUUGGAGCUCACUUAUAGUAUUGCUGCAUUCCUGCUGCACCCGUUGUUGCAAACACUACACGACGUUUUGUUAUUAUGUGACCCUUUACUUCAGAUUGUCACCUCCCUCCUGCGUAUCAUUAUCUACGCAGUCUUUACUAUCUUCAGAGCAGUCGGAAUUUUUAUCUGGCUAAACCUUGUCUCCAUUGCAUCAGGUCUGUACAGGUGUUGGCAGAUCUUUAUUAAUUCUACAGUAGUAAAACUGUUAUGGAGUUUAUUUACAAAAAUGCUUUACGCAUUUUUGGAGUAUUUCAUUUUCGUAAUUGUGCCCAUUUUGUCGAAGGCAACAUACUACUUUGCGGAAUUUUCGUUCGACAUAUCUUCAGUUGGUUACACAUGGUGUUAUCCAUGGCUUAUUCGCGGCUAUAUGGAAGAGCAAGUAAAAGGCGAACAAAUUUAUUUUUUCACCCCAACUGGAGUUGGAAGCAGUAUGUUUAUUUUCCUGGCAUUUCUGAUAGCCUAUAGAUAUCGCAAUCGGCUCACUGGAACAUUUUUCUCAGAAAUUGAUGGGAAGCAAUGUGUCAUACGAUCAUUAGCUGCAUCGAAAGAGGAUCGGAACAAAAGGGAUAAUCAACGGGAAAGAAGGUCUACCUCUCGGAAUACGACAAGUUACGAAGGCUCACGAAGAAAGAUGACGAACGACGAAAUGAGCCUUCGUAAUCGUGGGAAAGCGAAAAAGGAUGACUCUACGGAGCAUACAUCUGAGAAUGUAACUGAAGGUGAGGAAAAUUCAAUUGUAACUAACUUUACUAAGAGACAUCUCUUGGUUUUCUGAGCGCAUAGCUGGGCGAGGGGUGGGGUGGGGGGCGAGGGUGAAGGGAGGGGCUCUUACAGGUGCAUAACUGGAAGAACCUCUUGCAGUAAAAUGUUGGUGUAGGACCGUUGCAAUAGAGAUCUUUGUCUCUCUCCAGAAGUCGGGCUAAUCUGAUGUCAGAGAUAAAAAUCAGUGUUAGUAAAUAAAUGAUAUUGAUCAGUAAAGUCAAAGAUGAAAAUAAGAAUUCCCUGAAAGAUUCCUAUAUAUAUUUUUUCAGGGCACAUUCACCAAAACUCGCAGGCCCACAUCUGUGCCGAUUACAUAACUGGAACAUGUCAACAGAGAAGCAAGUGUGACGGCCACCACUGUCCCCUCCCCUAUCACUGGCAAUAUCGCAUGUCCCUAGAGGGGUGGAGAAGUUUUAGUGAAGAAGACAACAGGAAGAUAGAAGAGUUCUUUUGUGAUCCAGCGAUCGACACCAUUACUUCAACAGAGAUAGACAUAGUAGUCAAAUCUUACAGGGAAACGUAAGUUUAAGUGUACAUGUACGAGGGCCGCAUUAUCCCAAACAAUUUGAUUUCCAUCUUGUGCGUACCAAGCGCUGUACCUUCCUACGUUGGUGAAUUAACUUUGCAAGAAAAAUGGCAUGUCCUUUUUCCACCUAACCUGCUUUGCAAAUAGGGCAAUUUUCAAUUGGGUGUCAAAAUCAAUUCGUGAUUGCAUUUGUUUUGCUCUACUUCGUUCUGAGAUUGAUCCCCAAAACCCGCGCCACUUUCUCAACCGAUCAGAAAACUUAAUCCAAUCGCGCCUUGGCUUCGGCCUCGGCGUUUUCCCACUCAUAGGGUAAUUUGGAUGGUUUUCCUUUUAAGUUCUCAUCGAGUUAUAAUAGGUAUUUUUCUUUCUUCUCAUUGGCCGUUUUGAAUACUUUGGCUUGGUUUUACGAAACUCAAUAUAAAAGUGUUUUAACCCACAGGAUAUGUUGGGGUAGCUACCUGUGGUCUCCCUGGGAGACGUUGUUUGGUCUAGUCACGCAACGCGGAAGAGAUGGCGCUGCGUGAUGGGACCCAACAACGGCUACAAAGGAGACUUAGCUUCCUUCUGCGAUAAUUCAAAACAGUCACAACGAUUUAUCUAUAAUUUAGACAUUCCAGCACAGUCUAACUCAUGUGAUUUACGUGUACCUUUCUUAAUGCAAUAUGUAGAUAUAGAUCGCAAAUCAAAGACACCGUAAAACUCGACUUUGAAAGCAUGAAGGUACAAAAAAUUUAUCAUAGAGCGGACAUGAGAAGACUGACUACAGACUCGUGCAUCAAACAACAAGGCAACAGUCUGGACACUCACUGGCUUUGGUAUAGAAAAGAGGAGAACGGCGACUGGGUCAAAUAUGGAGAAGAGGUAUAGUCCGAAAAAGGAAAAACUUAGCUUCGGUUAUGACAAGAGUCGCCUAACUUAGGUGGUAGCUACAAAUUCACCUUUUGCCAUGUUUGAAUGAGCGAGCCAGGAGGACUGAGUCUAUUACACGAAGUCGAGGUUCACUCAAACACUUCCUAAGAAAAUUACUAGCAAGAACAAAUUUAUUUUUGAAAUUGGUGUCGAACAUAGCGAGGCGAUUAAGUGAAAAUUUAGAGUUGGCCCUUACAUAAAACUUGCGUUAUACCUAUCGGCCCGACACAGCACAAAAUCCCAUGACAAGCACUUAUUUCGACAUUUAAGCUUAUCCAGGUCAUAAUUUCCUUCUAUUUCAGAACGAUUCAGAUGCCAAGCAAGAAGAUCUUGAGACUGCUUUUCUUCGAAAAGACGGAAAUUACAAUUUCACCAGAAAUGGACAGGAAUUUCGUUUACAGUUCUUCAUGAAUCCCAUGUGUGAAAAAUCUUUCAGGCCAUACUCGAAGAAAAUCGUUCGACGUCGGCCAGAAUUCCGAUCCCCUGAUGACAUCCGAAAGCUAACUAAAGGGAAUGAAGUCCCAAAACAUUCCUGGUUUAGUCUAAGGAGGGUAUUUUGGUGGCGUUAGACAGUGCUUUGAAAAUAGCCGGGCGUGUUUACACCAACCAGUGACCCUAAUGCGUUGCUAAGAAACACGAAUCAUCCACACUAGCAACUGGUAAAGUAGACACGAAAAUACAAGAAAUUGAUUUUCUUGAAAAGAUCCUCGACCUUAAAGUAACAUGCCAAAAUUUGAACAGAGGCUCAGGGAAAAACUACCAAAGAACGAAAAUUUCCAGUUUAGAUUAUUUGAUUAAGACACAUUUUGGGAGGUUUUUGGGAAAAUUCUACUCAGUACAGCAAAGUUCCCUCACCAGAUGACGUUGAAAUUUUCUUAUUGAUACUAACUACAGGGAGAAAAUUUUCCUUGACAAACGCUCCUGUCUAGCCAGCACAAUACGCGCCAUUUUUUUUAAUCAUUAUUUUUGUUCAGGCGAGCGGAGGGCGCGUGACACUUGUCAAGAACAACUUGCUGGUGAGAGUACGGUUUUAUCUUUUAGGCAUGUACAGCAACAGUCAAAAACUGUUGAGAAAUGGUGAUUUUGCAACUCACAGAGGACUUUUUAAAUUUUUUCUUCUGUAUUCGAUAAAGAGCUGAAGACAAAUUUAAGUUAGCUUUUUCGGUUGUUA